CAGUAUCUGCGGUUGCCGUCUACGUCCGAGGAGUGGAAAGAGAUUGCUAGAGAUAUGGAGGCGAAAUGGAAUUUCCCAAACUGCCUCGGCAGCAUUGAUGGGAAACACGUGACGAUCCAGUGCCCCCCUAAAUCAGGCUCCACUUAUUUCAACUACAAGAAAAGUUUCAGCAUUGUGUUACUUGCUGUUUGUGAUGGUGGCUAUAGAUUCACAUAUGUUGACAUAGGCCACAUGGGAAGUGAAAGUGAUGGCGGUAUAUUUGCAAGGUCGCAACUGAAGGAAAUUUUGGAGAACAGCACACAUGGCAUUCCAUCUGCACGGCCAGUUGGUUCUGCUGGCACCAUGUCAUACUUCAUCGUGGGAGACGAGGCAUUUCCCUUGAAGCCAUACAUGAUGCGUCCAUAUCCAAAAAGAGGAAUGCUGCAGUACCGCCAUAAGGCCUUCAAUUACCGCCUAAGUCGUGCACGUCGUUUAAUCGAAAAUUCUUUUGGUAUCUUAGCAGCACGCUGGCGUAUUCUCAGGCGUCCAUUCCAGGCCUCAGUGAAAAAUGCAAACAGAAUCGUACAAGCAUGUGUUGCGUUGCAUAACUUUUUGCUGAAAGAGUCGCCAAUAUCU
Messenger RNA from Ornithodoros turicata, 615 nucleotides. RefSeq lists its product as uncharacterized. The record is from RefSeq and is a predicted model, not a curated record. NCBI's taxonomy places the organism in Eukaryota, Metazoa, Arthropoda, Arachnida, Ixodida, Argasidae. The transcript has 4 exons. The annotation marks the transcript as partial.